AUGCUUCGAAACGCUCUCGCCCCCGUCGCAAGGCAAGCUGUUGCCUCGUCCUCGCGCACUGCCGCUUUCUCCACUGUUGCACGACCAGCAGCCGUUGCAAUUGCACGCACCGCUUCUAGCAACGUCUUUGGCACACCCGUCCAGCGACGAGGCUACCACGAAAAGGUCAUCGACCACUAUGAGAACCCACGCAACGUCGGCUCCUUCCUCAAGACUGACAAGGAUGUCGGUAUCGGUCUCGUCGGUGCUCCUGCUUGUGGAGAUGUCAUGAAGCUCUCGAUCAAGGUCAACGAGGACGGCAUCAUCGAGGAUGUUCGCUUCAAGACUUUCGGUUGUGGUUCUGCCAUCGCUUCUUCUUCGUACAUGACCGAGCGUGUCAAGGGCAUGUCACUCGAAGAGGCCGGCAAGAUCAAGAACACUGAGAUUGCACAGGAGCUUUGCUUGCCACCUGUCAAGCUUCAUUGCUCCAUGUUGGCAGAAGACGCCAUCAAGUCGGCCAUCAAGAACUACAAGUCCAAGCGUGACGCCACCGGCAACAAGAAGCAGGGACACAUCGAAGUGACUCAGGAUGUUGCUACCGGAAACACCACUGCCACCGCUCACGUUGGCUCGGGUACUGUCUAG
Ustilago hordei is the source of this 624-nucleotide messenger RNA. RefSeq names its product putative ISU1 - Iron-Sulfur cluster nifU-like protein. The transcript has a single exon. Gene Ontology annotation, molecular function: 2 iron, 2 sulfur cluster binding; ferrous iron binding. Gene Ontology annotation, cellular component: mitochondrial matrix; cytoplasm. Bases 1 to 624 code for a protein of 207 amino acids. The record is from RefSeq and is a predicted model, not a curated record. Gene Ontology annotation, biological process: intracellular iron ion homeostasis; iron-sulfur cluster assembly. NCBI's taxonomy places the organism in Eukaryota, Fungi, Basidiomycota, Ustilaginomycetes, Ustilaginales, Ustilaginaceae.